ACAGGGAACGUACGUGCGUUCCACAUCGAAAACUUCAUAAAUAUUUGACAUUUGACAAUAAACGGGCGGGAAAACAACCGCCUUGUUGUGUGAUAGUGACAAGUUUGUUUUUUUUUCUUUGUGUUACGUGAUCAACGUGUUAAUGUUUUCAGUCUGAAUUUUUAGGAAACUGUCAAUAAAUUCACCGUAUAAGCGAUAUAUCUAAAUAUUUUUGUGAUGAAAAUUGUGUUUUAAGUUUUUGAGUUCAAAAUGGAUAAAUUCGUAAAGAGAGUCAAAGUGUGGAGUGGUGUGUCUAGAAAACCAUCGACACCAGAGUUGAGCAGGAGCCAGUAUUCACUGGUGUCGACUGGGGAGCUGACGGCGGAAGCUCUUCAAGUCUGGCUGAAGCUACCGCGGAAGAUCAAAUACGACCCCGAAUUGGAAUCAUUCCAGAAGUGCUAUGACAAAGAAAUUGCAAGUCAACAAGAAAAUAUUCCACUGAAGCUGAAGAAUGGCUCGACGCCGGAAACGAAGCGGCUGCCACUCGUCAAAUCUGCGCCACAUUUGAACAACAAUAGGAUAGACGAAUCGCCGAGCGCUGAUGGGAAAUUAGAUGGGGUUGAAAUACACAGUCCGGGUAAACACGAUGCAAGCAUCGAAAAUAACUCAACGCCAAGAUAUCCGAAGUUAGCAAAGGCAGGACAUUACGUGAAAAUGACGCUAUUGCUGUCCGGCUGGGUUUUCUUCACGCUGAUAUUCAUGAUGUACAACGAGAAGGAGGAAAUCACCAGGAACUCUUCGGUCAACCCCGGGGAAAUUAAAAAUUACAUGAUAAACGUGUCCGAGAGUCAACUUACUCUACUAGUUAAACUAUCUGGACCGUUCCUGACCGAGCAAGCGGAAGGUAGGAUGAACACAUCGGAACAGGACGAUUACAGGAAAAUGGACGUUUGGCUCGAGACUUGGUCGACGGACAUGAAAAACUCCGGGAAAGAGAUGUCACAACUCUGGACAAUAAUGCUACAGGAAAACGACUUAGACUUCAAACAGGGAGAGUCCCGUUCGACCAUCUUGAAUAUAGAAACGAAUCGGACGAAUCACAGCGUUUACGCAUUACGCAUGCGCACGUCGGCCAAUGAGAGCGUGCCGUUCACGAUAAAUUACAAGAUAAAUCCACUAGAUGCCAGCACAGGAGUCUUGUACUCUUGCAUCCUGCUUUUUGGAUUGUACGUGUUGAUUAUAUUUGAGAUCAUCAACCGCACAAUGGCAGCCGUUCUCAUAUCAACGGCAUCGCUGGCCGUCCUCUCUCUCAUUGGUGAGAGGCCCUCGCUCCCUGAACUAGUCUCCUGGUUGGAUAUGGAAACUCUGCUGCUGCUGUUCAGCAUGAUGAUCCUGGUUUCCAUUAUGGCUGAAACUGGGAUGUUCGAUUUUCUUGCCGUAUUCACGUUUGAGGUGACCAAAGGAAAACUGUGGCCACUGAUAACCCUGCUGUGUGCUAUAACAGCGUUGCUGUCGACGUUUUUGGACAACGUCACAACAGUCCUGUUGAUGACGCCAGUGACGAUAAGGUUGUGCGAAGUGAUGGACAUGGAUCCCGUGCCAAUAUUAAUGUCGAUGGUACUCUUCAGUAACAUAGGCGGUACUGCUACCCCCGUCGGUGAUCCGCCGAACGUCAUCAUUGCUUCGAAUAAAGCUGUUGUACUAGCGGGGAUAAACUUCACGAAUUUCACAAUGCAUAUGACGGUAGGUAUACUGCUGGUGUGCGUACAGACAUAUUUCCAGCUCAGAUAUAUAUAUAGAGAUACGAACAAACUGCGUCUCAAUGUGCCGAGAGAAAUUCAAGACCUUCGCCAUCAAAUAUCGAUAUGGCGUCGAGCGAUAGAGUCGCUCCCACACUUGAGCAAAGACCAGCAGGUGGUGAGAGAAAGGCUGGAGAGGAAGAUGAAGAAGCUAACGGUCCAGCUGGACACGAUGGUCAAAGAGAGUUCGAAAAGAGUUUGCCCGAAGGAGACCUUUCAAACUACCCUCGGACAAUUAAAAGAGAAAUACAAAAUCCGCGACAAGAUGUUACUUCUGAAAUCAACGGUUGCCAUUAGUUUCGUCGUUGUCGUGUUCUUCCUGCACUCGAUACCGGAAUUGAAUCGAAUAUCUCUCGGCUGGACGGCUCUUUUGGGCGCCAUUUUGCUCCUGACGCUCGCCGACCGAGAGGACCUGGAGCCGAUACUGCAUCGAGUCGAAUGGUCCACGUUACUGUUCUUCGCGUCGCUGUUUGUGCUUAUGGAGGCUCUAUCGAAACUUGGUCUCAUCACAUUCAUCGGAGGUCUGACCGAAUCGCUCAUUUUGAAGGUCGACGAAAACGGUAGACUUGCCGUCGCCAUUCUUCUCCUUUUGUGGGUAUCAGGUAUCACCUCGGCGUUCGUAGACAACAUACCGCUGACGACUAUGAUGGUGCGCGUGGUCAUCGCGCUGGGAUCCAACCCGACGCUAAAUUUACCAAUCACGCCACUCAUUUGGUCACUAUCGUUUGGGGCCUGUCUAGGAGGUAACGGCACAUUAAUCGGCGCAAGUGCGAACGUUGUCUGCGCGGGAGUCGCCGAACAGCACGGCUACAGGUUCACCUUCUUGCAAUUCUUCAAAAUCGGUUUCCCGGUUAUGAUUGGCCAUCUCAUCGUCGCGUCCGGUUAUUUGCUUCUCUGUCAUUGCGUCUUUACUUGGCAUUGAAAAUUCUAACCAAUUGGAACAAACAAGUAAUUAAACUGAUUAUUAUUGUAUAACCGACCAAAUUAAAAGCGUUGUACCUUUUAUUUAAUCGUUAAGUAUAAAUAAAUUAAUUGCCAUACGUCCUAAUGCAGGACAAACUCAAUACAGACCAAGUUUCGUACGAAUUUGUUCAGAAUUUUUGGUGUUAUUGUUUAACGAACAUGCAGACAUUUCAUGCAUUUAUAAUGUUAGUAUUGUACAAGCCCAACAGACAGUUGUCAUCGUCAUUGUUUGUAUGUUUUAAUGUUUGCCAAACCGUCAAAACCAAACACUUGGAUUGCAUUAAUGAAAUUUGGUAACGAGGUCGAUUGUGAAAUUAUUUAAGACAUAUCAUGGUUAAAAUUAACCAUUAAAAUACUUGAAUUUACUAAGUUCGCUUUGAUAUACGGAAAUUAUAAUCGUAACUUUUUUUUAUGAUAUCGGUAGGCGGACGAGCUUAUGGGCCACCUGAUGGUAAGUGGUCCCCACCGCCCAUAGACAAUGGCGUUGUAAGAAAUAUUAACCUGUGUUUCAUUAAACCUUCAAGCACACGUAAUGUUCCGUGAUCUCUACGUGGAACAGAAGACGUCUACAGUGCAUCGUCAUUGGGAUUUGGUCAAGGGUCAUUUCAUCUCAGACCAUGUUAGAGCCCUAUUGUCUUUAUCUCUCCACUACGCGUCAGCCUUGCUUGGGAUGGUACACUAUCUUUUCAAAUACAUUGUUUGUUUCGGUAUAUACCUGAUAUCCCUUCCGAGAGUGUGCACCAACCAUGCCCAUUUUCUACGAGAUUAUAUGUAUAAAAUUUAUUGACUAAAGUUUGCCGUUUAGCGAUAUUUGGAGGCAAAUUAGAACCCUUCUACUAAGUGGCAGUGCCCUUGCUAGUAUCCUUUUUAAUUUUGGAAUAUCCAUGAUGCUAGAAAAAGUCAAUAGCGAUUGUUGUCGAUGAAUGUAAUCGAUAAAAAUAAAUAAACAUACAUACAAAUGUUUAAAAAUAGGUGGUUACUUUUAUCGUAAAUAAAAUAAACCGUAUAAAUAUAUUAAUAAUUAUAAAUUAUUGUGAUAUAUAUAUUUUAACUUUAUUUAUAUUUUUUUCGUUUUAUUUAAAUAAAAAAUGGCGGUAAAAACCACCAUAUUGGUCGUUAUGACAGAUGAUAUCCGCCAUGUUGUUUGUCAUGACAGAUGACAUCUGUGAUUUUUACUUUUCUCUUAACUUGUUAAGUUUCAGCCCAUUUAUUUUACUAUUGCGAUUUCAAUCAAAAAGAAAAAGAAAAUCAGCUACGUUCCCACAGGGUUAAGUGCUAAUUAAAGCUGACCGUUGACAGUUGACAUUCAUGUCUGUCACCUGUCAGUUGUAAUUGUAAAAUGUUAUU
Molecule: messenger RNA, 4088 nt
Organism: Vanessa atalanta (red admiral)
Lineage: Eukaryota; Metazoa; Arthropoda; Insecta; Lepidoptera; Nymphalidae
Product: P protein-like
Exons: 17
Coding region: 250-2700 (816 amino acids)
Biological process (GO): transmembrane transport
Cellular component (GO): membrane
Source: RefSeq, a predicted model, not a curated record